Molecule: messenger RNA, 690 nt
Organism: Vicia faba (fava bean)
Lineage: Eukaryota; Viridiplantae; Streptophyta; Magnoliopsida; Fabales; Fabaceae
Source: the annotation of a GenBank genome assembly
AUGUACAAAUCUUCAUCAACCAUGAAAUCGCGCCUCCGGCCACCGUGUGCGGUACCGAAAUCUCCUACUCGUAUCGGAAAAACUCGAACAAUUCCCGACGCCGCCUCUCUUCAAACUCCACCAGGUUCUUUAUUGAAAUCUCAAAAACCAGUUCGAUCUCCCGAACAAUUACGACCGGAAUACCGCACAAUUGCUUGUGAAUUUAAGGCUUUAGUAAGGAUGAUUAGCGAUCAAUUCGGAAAACCAGAUUCGGAACUGGAAGAUAUUGCUUUCACCAAUUCUUGCAACCCUAAAUCAGGUGUUUUAUUUCAGAGAGGAAGAUUGUAUGAUGAAUAUUCUGCAAGAAGGAACGAAAGGCUCAAGAGAAAACUAGGAAUGGCUGUGAAUGUGAAUGAAGUUAAUACUACUAGUAUUAAACCGCCUAAGGUUCCUCUGCAUCGUGCUCUAGGUGUUAAUGUUGAAUCGGGGAAAAAGAAUACUGCUGCGAGAAAACUUGGAAGUCUUAGAAAAUCGGUUUCUGCUGCUUAUUCUGCUGAGGUUAGUGAAACUCCAAGGUACUUGCUUAGAAGCAGGACUAAGGAGAAUAGUAAGAAACCUCCUCUAGCUUCAAGAUUGGAUAAAUCUGCUGUUGGUGGCGAGAAGAAGAUUGGAGCCACACCGAGAAGAACAGGAAGAAUUUCAUACUAUUAG